CUUUCUCCCUCCCUCUCUCCAUCUCUCUCUCACUCCCUCCCUCUUUCUCUCCCUCUCUCUCACGCAAACACACACACGCUUCUCCAGCAUACGGCGACACGGCCAGAGCGACGCUGGUUAUACUGAGAGCAGGCGGACGCGCUUGUAUGUUUCAACGCACCGAACACGCUGCGUAACGCCAGCGGAGCCUCCGGGAAGACCGGCGUGAGUCGCUUUCACAGUUCGGAAAGAACUUGGGGAUAUUUACCGUUUUUAUAAACCACUUAAGGAGCACGAAAUCGGCAUAAAACACAGGCGAGGAUCCCCAGAAGCACACGGUUUGACCUGAGGAUUACGGGCGCUGUGAGGAUUCGAGCCUGCGGUCCUUUAGGGAAACUAUUAGUCUUCGGGCAACGCUUGAUCCGAAUGAGUUUAUAUGGAGUGUGUUUCAGCUGGUCCGCUUUCCUGCGAUGACAACUACAACGUGCCACUCGAAUGAGCUGUAGACAGUUUGCAGUAACAACGCGCCGAAGUUCUCCGAUGAGCUCGUCACUGACUUUAAGUGAACAGGUUUGAAAAGGAAAACAAAGAAAGGCAACGUUUUAUAAAACACCAGCCGGCUCUUCCUAAAAGGAGAACCCUGGGAAGCUGAACGAGAGCACAUCUCGGGGCUGACAACGGAACGGACAAGAUGGAUAUGUUGCUAUCACUUCACCACAUUGCACUCAUCUUUUGUUUCGCCUUGAAAGCCAGUGGAGAAGAAGGGGAGAAGUGCGGGGGACACCUGGACGCCAGCGACGCGGGUUACAUCACGUCCCCUGGCUACCCGUUGGAGUACCCGCCGCACCAGAACUGCGAGUGGGUGAUCACGGCCCCCGAGCCUACCCAGCGCAUUGUGCUCAACUUCAACCCCCACUUUGAGCUGGAAAGGCUCAACUGCAGGUACGACUUCAUCGAGGUCCGAGACGGUGACUCGGACUCGGCCGACCUGCUGGGCAAGCACUGCAGCAACAUCGCUCCUCCUGCUAUCAUCUCCUCAGGCCCUGUUCUCCACAUCAAGUUUGUGUCUGACUACGCUCACCAGGGGGCAGGCUUCUCACUGCGCUAUGAGAUCCACAAGACAGGGUCGGAACACUGCUUCCGGAACUUCACCGCCUUGACGGGCGUGAUCGAAUCGCCCGACUUCCCUGACAAGUACCCGCACAACCUGGACUGCUCGUACAUCAUCUUCACCCCUCCCCAGACGGAGGUCACCCUCAUCUUCAAGACCUUCGACCUGGAGAACGACCCCUUGCUGAUGGCCGAGAGCGACUGCAAGUACGACUGGCUGGAGGUGUGGGACGGACUUCCUCAGGUGGCGCCGCUGAUUGGAAGAUACUGUGGCACGAAGGUCCCCCCGGAGAUCACGUCCACCACGGGACUGCUGGCACUCUCCUUCCACACUGACAUGGCCGUAGCCAAAGAUGGCUUCUCCGCCCGCUACAACAUCACCCACAAGGAAGUCAGCGACACCUUCCACUGUAGCACGGCGUUCGGCAUGGAGUCUGGGAAGAUCUCGGACGAGCAGAUCUCCGCCUCCUCCUCCUUCUACGAUGGCCGCUGGCAGCCGCGGCUGGCCCGCCUGAACAACGAGGACAAUGCCUGGACACCGUCAGAGGACAGCAACAAAGAGUACAUUCAGGUGGACCUGCAUUUCCUCAAGGUUCUGACAGGUGUCGCUACCCAAGGCGCUGUCUCCAAGGUGACGCAAAAGUCCUACUAUGUCACCACGUUCAAGCUGGAGGUCAGCACCAACGGUGAGGACUGGAUGAUCUACCGCCAUGGCAAGAACCACAAGGUCUUCCACGCCAACACAGACCCAUUGGAGGUGGUGCUGAACCGCGUGCCGCAACCGGUCCUGGCCCGUUACGUCCGCAUCCGGCCACAGACCUGGAAGAACGGCAUUGCCCUGCGCUUCGAGCUCUACGGCUGCCAGAUCACAGACGCACCUUGCUCAGAGCUCCAGGGCAUGCUCUCGGGCCUGCUGCCUGACUCCCAGAUCUCAGCUUCCUCGGUGAGGGACCUGCACUGGACGCCGGGGGCAGCGCGCCUGGUGGCCAGCAGGUCGGGCUGGUUCCCAGGCCCCACACAGCCCCUGGCUGGCGAGGAGUGGCUCCAGGUGGACCUGGGCAGCCCCAAGAUGGUGCGUGGGCUUAUCACCCAGGGAGCGCGCAGCGGAGAGGGGACCACCAGCUCCGAGAAUCGAGCCUUCGUCCGCAAGUACCGCCUGGCCCACAGCCUCAAUGGGAAGGACUGGAACUUUGUGAUGGACAGCAAGACCAGCAUGCCCAAGGUGUUUGAGGGGAACAGUCACUUCGACACACCUGAACUGCGGCGCUUCGAGGAGACGGUGGCGCAGUAUGUGAGAGUUUACCCCGAGCGCUGGUCCCCCGCUGGGAUCGGCAUGAGGAUGGAGGUGCUGGGCUGCAGCCUACCAGAAACAUCCACCUUAGCCACCGAGACAUCUACGUACACCCGGCCUCCCACUGCAGAGAGCAGCAGCGCCCACCAACCUGGCUCUGCUUCCAGCACCUCUCCCCCAUCCCCAGCGUGUGAUUUUGAGCAGAGCUUGUGCGGAUGGACCCACGACCCAGACACCGACCUCAGCUGGGUCCUGCAUAGUUCGAGCAGAACUACAGCCCUGGGCCAGAGUCAGGACCUCACCAUAGGCUCCAACAGUCUGGGAAACUACCUGUACAUGGAGGCCAGCCCCAAAACGCGAGGGAAGAAAGCCAGGCUUGUCAGCCCUGAGGUGGGCCCAGACACCGGGCCCCUCUGCCUGAAGUUCUCCUACCAGCUGGAGGACGAGGGGACCCUGCGUGUGUUACUGCGGGACCCACUGCUGGAGGAGACCCUCCUGUGGGCCCUGCAUGGCGGCCAGGGCCCCACCUGGAAGGAGGGCCGGACUAUCAUACCUGAAUCGCCCAAAGAAUUUCAGGUGGUCAUAGAAGGCGUAUUCGAGAAGGCCACCACUGGCCACAUCUGGAUAGACAACAUCUAUAUGAGUUCGAGCACACCGCUGGAGGAGUGCACGCAACCUUUUACUGCCUUCCCUCCAGAUAUGACUGGGGGAGCCCUACCAGGCAGGAGUCAGCCAACAGUAGAUACGCUGUCAGUGCCUCCUAUUUCCCCCAACUGGUAUUACUUCAUGGCUGGUGGAGGCGCCAUCCUGUUCCUGGUCAUUGCCGUUGUCAUGGCCAUUGGCUGUCGCCGCCUGACGGCCAAGAGGAACCGACCCACCAUGGCCUACUACAGCCCCCACAAUGCUCACUACCCAAAUGGGGCUAUGCCCAGGUCAGGGGCAGGUUCUAAGUUGACUGUUUGGGUAGAAAAGGGGGAUGGAAACUCCUACUGGUGAGCACGAAGGAACUUGGAUCGAAUGUGAAAGACUUUGGGCUACACUGCAGAGAGAAGCCCAGUCUGAAUAGCAGGAAAGACUGAGUAGGUUUAAGGGACACCUGAAACAAAAACUAUAAAAAAAAAACAACAACAUUUUUGGUAUCUUCUCGCUACCAACUUAUUAUGCAUUUGGAACUAUCCAAACAAGAGAGAAGUGGAACCAGCAUCUCAGCCUUCUAGUCUGAGUUGAUUUUCUUUCACGCAUUUCUGUGCUCUUUCACUUGCUGAACACUGUGGGACAUUGUGAGCUGCCGUCUGGCUGAGUUCACCGCUGACUGUAUUGCCGUCUAAUAUGAGAGUCCCAGCAUGAGUGCUCUCUGAUUGGGCUUAUGCCCAACCUCGCAAUUGACACCUUGGUGGAAGCUCUUCAGCUGCCCAACCAUCAGAGGUCUGCUGAUGACUACAUGCAACCCAACAACCUUAAUUGCUGAUCUGAGACUGGCUUUCAUGCUUUGUGAAUCUUGUCUUUGGAUGAGGAGACACCUCCUCAACAGGUCUCAGGCCAAGGUUAGAUUUCCACAGCAGAGGAUGGGGAGGAUCUAGAGAUCAGGACUGAGAAGACAUCAGUGAUGUAAACAUUGCUGUAUAACUGUACUUUCAUCCAGUGUGGUUUAUAAAAAGAGAGACUGAAUCUUGGGUAAGAUCACAGUUGUCAAACCAUGUUUGCACUAUAAACAGAUCCUGAUAUUAUUAUUUCCCUCUUUACUAUCUAACCAAACAAGGGAACGGACCAUUUUAAAGUGUGUACCAAUGCUUGCGAAGACGACAGAACUUGAUAGAGUAGUGUGUGUUUGAAAUUGACAAUGUGUUUGAAAAAUUAGCAGGCCUUGAGAACAUGCCAUGGCUUGUUGAAUGUAUGAAAGUAAUUUAAAAUUCAAUCUCCUUAUGAGCCCAGCAGGAGCUAAGUUUGAUCCCAAGAACAAGAGUCUAGUAAAAAAGAAAACCACCUAAAACAACAACAGAACGUUACAUUUAGCUUUUCUCUUUUUUAGUUUAGCGUCCCAAAGAGUUGAAGGGGGGCCCAAAAAGUGAUGUUUUGGUAAUGAAACCUUCACCCUCCUCUUGCCUUUGUUCUAGUUUUUACUUGCUUUUUGCCAUGGAAAUCCUCAGAAAAAAAUUGCAUGGACACCGCUCUGUGGUGAGCUGGAGGCGUGGAGUCACACCUUAUUACCACCAAGAUGGCUGUUGGCAUUCGGGCUCUGAAAGCAAGCCACAUAAACAAAGGCAGCAGCUUUCUCAUUGCCACCUCGUCCUAAUAAGGUCCGAGAAAGCAGUGGCAGCAGCACGCAAACAAGCUCUCUGAGCUCCUGACAGCUGGUAGCCAUUUCCCUGCGCUUCAGUGUUUGGGUCUUUCCAGAUCAGUGGAGGGAGCAUUACGCCUCCAUGAGUUCUGUUGAGUUCCGUUAGUGGGGACAGGUAACAAAUACACACAAUGGCUGGUUGUCUCAACUCCAUUUUGUCGUUAUAUGUACUUAUGGUAUCAGAAAAUUAGUGGCACUGUUGUUUCCUUCAUAAUGAACACUAGAUAUAGAUGUAUAGAAAAAUCUGAUGCAAAAUGAGUCGUUUAAGGUUCCACCUGUUUGCUGUUGCUAUAGAAACAGAUUUAGGGCUGUUAUGAGGGGAAGGAUGGAAGAAUGGAGGUAUAAAGAGGGAGCAUGAGAGAGAAACCUUUGGCUCUUUGAGGUCUUUUUAGUGACAUGUCCAGCUGUCCAGGUGGUAAGAGAUGUUUUGGCACUGGUUUGCAGUGUGCUUUUAAAUCACCCUCUCUCUCUCUCUCUCUCUCUCUCUCUCUCUCUCGCUCACACUCUCUCUCUCUCUCUCUCUCUCUCAUACAACCUCCUCUCACCACGCAUUCUUUCCAAGCUCUUAAUAAGUCUAAUUAGUUAAUGGACCAGAUAGCAUUUAUUAAGGCUGCUGGAAGCACUCUCCCUCCAUUGUGCCGGGCUCACGCCUUCCCUGGAGGCCGCUUUAAUGAACUAAAGCUUUCUCCAGAGACCCAUAGCCACGUAUUAUGGCCACAAAGGCAUGUUGCCAAGCUGGCCAUCUUUUCUCCCCCUGCAAUCCCCUGAUGCCCUCAAAAAGAAAAGUUUUUGAAGAAGAGAAGCUAAAUGCAGGCACACACCUUUACACUGACGUCCCUGCCUUAUUUGGUUUAGGGGGCAGCCUCAAUAGACCCCAGUUCAAAUGCAAAAACAGAACAAAAGCAUUAAAAGGAGAAAAUGACACCCAAUGAUAGUUGAGCACCACACAGCUUGCAGUGUCGUUGGCUCCGAUAGUAAGAUAUUUGAACUAGACUCAUGGUUAAGAUGAUGGUGGUGUUGGUUUUAAUGAUGAUGAUGAUCAUGAUAGUGAUGAUGAUGGUGAUGCACUUUCCUGUAUGAAUGUACCUUAUAACUGUGGCCACGCUAUACCUCAACCUUAAAAUUAGCGUGUUGUUUAAAAAGCAAAUGUGAAAAAAAUAUUUUUGCUUGAUGAAUUGGAAAUGUCCUUUUAAAA
This is a messenger RNA of Electrophorus electricus (electric eel), 5913 nucleotides long. It is a transcript of the gene nrp2a, whose product is annotated as neuropilin 2a. NCBI's taxonomy places the organism in Eukaryota, Metazoa, Chordata, Actinopteri, Gymnotiformes, Gymnotidae. Gene Ontology annotation, molecular function: vascular endothelial growth factor receptor activity; semaphorin receptor activity. Gene Ontology annotation, biological process: axon guidance; vascular endothelial growth factor signaling pathway; angiogenesis. Gene Ontology annotation, cellular component: glutamatergic synapse; plasma membrane; axon. The record is from RefSeq and is a predicted model, not a curated record.